AUGGAGUUCGAUACCAAGACACCCAAAUCAGUCACCAGCGACCCCACGUCCUUUGCAAGCGACUCGGUCCGCCAGCGAUGGCCCGUUAUUUUGACUGGUGCCGUUGACGACGUCUAUCGCGCCAUCUCCAAGACGGACGACCCCGAGAAGCAAACCGAGGGCAAGAAGAUUGUCGAGCAGCUCGGCGCUCUCAAGUACGAGGUUCAGCAUGACCGCAAGCUCUCUCCCAUCGAAGUCGACGAUGGCUACCCCGAGGAGAUUGCCGCAUACAACAAGGAGAUCCAGGACCUCGGGAAUCCCAGCUGGCUGGACGUCCCUUGGCUUUUCUCGGAGUGCUACAUGUAUAGGCGCAUCAGCACAUUCUUCACGCUCACCAAGCACUGGAAGAACUACGACAUCUUUGCUCGGCAAAAGAUUGACACUUUCCGCACGUCACGCAACGCAGUGCUGGAGCUGGCCUCGCGCUACAAGGAACUGAUUGAGCAGAUCCAGGCCAACAAGAAUUCCACACACGAUGAGGAGGCUGAGAAGCUCCUGUUUACGGAGUUUUUCGAGAUCUGUCUGUGGGGCAACGCCACAGACUUGUCCCUUCUCACCAACCUCACGUACGAGGACAUCCAGAAGUUGCAGGGCAGCGCGGCUCGUAAGGCCGCCGAGAAGAACAUUCUUAUCAAUGACCUGCCGGCAUCGUAUGAGAUCCUCAAAAAGGCUCGUGCCGAAGGCCAGAAGGAACGCCGCGUCGACUUUGUCCUUGACAACGCCGGCUUCGAGCUCUACGUCGACCUCGUCCUCGCUGGCUUCCUACUCGCGUCAGGACUGGCCACACAGAUUGUCCUGCGACCCAAGUCAAUGCCGUGGUUCGUCUCGGACGUCUUGCCAGGCGACUUCUCGGCUCUCCUGAACGCCAUUUCCCAGCCAAAGGCAUUCUUCGAGACACAAUCCGAGGACGAAAAGCUUCAGGGCAAGGUCCCUGAGCCCCUGUCGGAGAAGGAGGCCGAAGACCUCUCCUUCGUCUUCCAAGACUGGGCGACCCGACAGGCCGAGGGCCAGCUGGUCAUGCGUCCCAACCGAUAUUGGACUGCCGGUGGCAGCUUCUGGCGGCUUCCCCACGAGGCACCCGAGCUGCAUGACGAUCUCAAGGGGGCCGAGCUUGUCAUCUUCAAGGGAGACCUCAACUAUCGCAAGCUUACAGGCGAUGCUCACUGGGACCCCACCACACGGUUCCAACAAGCGCUUGGACCCAUGGGCAAGGGCUCAAGCGUCAAUGUCCUGUCUUUGCGCACCUGCAAGGCCGAUGUUGUUGUUGGCCUGCCCGCGGGCAAGGAUGAGGAGCUCAGGAAGACUGAGGGUGGUGGCGGCGACACCGGCGCCAGGCGAUGGGCAUGGCACGGAAAGUGGGCCGUGGUCUGCCUUUCCCAGGGCGAAUAG
Molecule: messenger RNA, 1428 nt
Organism: Purpureocillium lilacinum
Lineage: Eukaryota; Fungi; Ascomycota; Sordariomycetes; Hypocreales; Ophiocordycipitaceae
Biological process (GO): DNA damage response
Cellular component (GO): nucleus
Molecular function (GO): phosphatase activity
Source: RefSeq, a predicted model, not a curated record